Glycine soja is the source of this 942-nucleotide messenger RNA. RefSeq lists its product as uncharacterized. The record is from RefSeq and is a predicted model, not a curated record. Gene Ontology annotation, molecular function: 8-oxo-7,8-dihydrodeoxyguanosine triphosphate pyrophosphatase activity. NCBI's taxonomy places the organism in Eukaryota, Viridiplantae, Streptophyta, Magnoliopsida, Fabales, Fabaceae. Gene Ontology annotation, biological process: dGTP catabolic process. The transcript has 3 exons. Bases 1 to 942 code for a protein of 313 amino acids. Gene Ontology annotation, cellular component: cytosol.
AUGGUGGAUGUGGAUGUAGUUAAAGAACAAGUUCCACAAAAUCUUGAACCUACCAAGUGUGAUGGUUGGGAUUGGUACGAGUGGGAUCAUUUGUCACACCCUCUGUUUGGGCCUCUUGAGAAAAUGACAAACCUUUACACCAAUGACGACACAAUUCUAUGUCGUGUCUUCCCUAUAUCCCUCGAGGGAGCAACAUUGACAUGGUAUGGUGGACUCCCACCAAGAUCCAUAGAUAGCUUCGACACCCUCAUCGAACGAUUCAGUGUGCAGUACGCCACCAGUAGGUCUCAUUGCAUGACCUUGGCUGCCUUGGCCAAUCUACGACAAGCAGACGAUGAAUCCCUCAGAAAGUUCAUUGGCAAAUUUGGGCGCACAGUCGUCCAGAUCCGAAAUCUCAACCCUGAGAUAAAGUUGCAUUCCAUGCUUCUCGCACUACACCCUAGCAAGUUCGUAGAUAGUUUGUGCAAAAAACUACCUGGUAGCAUGGAUGAGCCGCACGAACGAGCCAAGGGUUACAUCCAGAUAGAAGAAAUGUCCAAAUUCUGGAAUGAAGUCUACCAAGUCAAACAAAAGUGUGAAAGGUGCAAAGCAAACACCAAGACCUACUUGCACAAGUCAGACAAGAGGCACAAGCUAGACAAGUGCCAACCUCUCUCCAAAAGGCCCGGGUCAGACGCAACCAAGUACUGCAAGUUUCACCGCAGUAUUGAACACAACACCAAAGAUUGUUGGGCCUUGAACGGCAAGAUCGAAGAACUUAUACAGGCUGGAUACUUAGCCCAGUUUGUUAAGAGACCAGACCACUACCAGGCAGGAGCAAGGCCUAAAGGACAUCAAGAGGAGCAACACAAGAACCAAGAAGUAGACAGGAGAAGAGUGGAAGACCGAGGUAGACAGAGACAACAACCACAGCGGCACGAGCGACCACCUUCACCAGAAUAG